Molecule: messenger RNA, 2221 nt
Organism: Ooceraea biroi (clonal raider ant)
Lineage: Eukaryota; Metazoa; Arthropoda; Insecta; Hymenoptera; Formicidae
Product: 2-acylglycerol O-acyltransferase 2-A
Biological process (GO): triglyceride biosynthetic process
Cellular component (GO): endoplasmic reticulum membrane
Molecular function (GO): diacylglycerol O-acyltransferase activity
Source: RefSeq, a predicted model, not a curated record
AAUUGUAACAAAUUGCCAUUUCAUAGCGUGUUAAUAAAUCUAUUAAAUUUCAAUUAAAAAUAUACAUACUGAGAGAUCUAUAUUAAUUAAUAUGAAUAGCUUCAUGAUUUCGUCUUUCCAGAACUUUUCAUAAAAAAAAGUUAGUAACGCUACAAACUUUUAUUACAAUCCAAUAUAUCGUUUCGACAACUUCGAUGACAUUAAUAUUAGAUGCGUGUAAGAUAUUUGUUUGUUGUUUUGAAAUACAAAUUGUAGAGUUGCAUGUUUUUCUCGAUCAAAUGAGACAAUAUUGCAAUCUUAUAAUAAUUUAGCUAGCAAGCGCAGUUAUGUAAAGCAUUAUGUUGUCGCAACAAAUUGGGAUGUAAUUUGUCAGCAGGUUUUAUGGAAAUCUGUUUCCAAUCUGCUCGCAUACUGUUCGCACUUUGCUUACUGCGAAGAUUCCAAUUUAAAAAAAAGUACGAGCGAAGUUAAGGUACAAAGAAUACAUCGAUUCGCCGUAAGCGAUGUCUAAGAUGUAGCAAGCUUUAAAGACAACUUUAGAGUUUCUCAAUUUAACUGAAUCAGCGAGUCAUCAAUUCGCGCUAAGCUUUGAGCAACUUUGAACAUUGGAACACUUAUGUGUAUGUUGCGAUUAAUAUAGAGGCGGCCUCGUACCGUGUCCGUGCAUGCAUGCGUGCCGGUGUAUGCGUGCGGCAUGACUACGCACACACACACACGCGUACACGCGUAGAGACGCUCUUCUUCCUCUUCCUACCGGCGAAAUCCGACAGUGAGGUGCGUGACGUCGUACCGAGCGUUUCGCGGAUCUCUAGUCCUCGGAGCGACUAGUCGCACGCACGUAGCGCGCGCACACACCCACCCACGCAUUACGUUGCACACGUGGCUGCCGGAAUCGCACGAAGUAGACGCGCUAUUCCACCUGUGAGAAACGGUCGUUUACCUGGUGUCCUUGCUGUCCGUCCGGCAUAGACUCGCCAAAGGCGAAACACAGUACAAACUAAAAAGAUCGGACCUUGGGACAACUUGAGCAACGACAGAGAAUUUUAGGGGAUAUGGAAAUUUUUGGUGUGAGAUUCGCACCACUAAGCGUGCCGCUGGAAAGAAGACUGCAGACUCUGGUCGCUGCGAUAUGGAUCUUCGUCAGCGCUUUCGGUGAUUUUUGGGGAUACAUCAUUACGGCCUAUCUUCUGCUUUACACGCAAACGAUACGCUAUUUCGUAUUACUCUAUUUUAUCUGGAUGUAUUACGAUUGGGACACCUGCAAUCGUGGCGGUAGAAGUGAAUCGUGGACAAGAUGGGCAAGAAAUAACGCAUUUUGGCGUUACUUUUGUAAUUAUUUUCCCUUAAAAUUAGUAAAAACAGUCGAUCUAGAUCCCACGAAAUCUUAUCUUUUUAUUAAUGUACCUCAUGGGAUAUUAUCGACGGGAGCAAUGGGCGCAUUUGGGACGGAUAUACUAGGCUGCAAGGAGCUAUUCCCUGGAUUAGAUGUGCGCCCGAUCAUUCUCGAUCAACACUUUAAAAUACCUUUCUUCCGAGAAUACCCUUAUUCCACAGGUUGCUGUGCUGCUAAUGCGAGAAGCCUCGAGCACUUAUUAUCGACACCACCGAAAAGCCCGCACACCGGAAGGGCUACGAUUCUUAUCGUCGGCGGCGCCUCUGAAUCCAUGGAAUCGAAGCCAGGAACUUAUCGUACUCUCGUGAAGAAGAGGAAAGGCUUUGUCAGAUUAGCAUUAAAAUACGGUACAUCGUUGGUUCCUGUUUUCUCUUUCGGCGAAACGGACUUGUACGAUCAACUGUACGGACCAGAAGGAUCGACUUUAAGACGCGUGCAGAACUAUAUACGCAAACUCAUAGGAUUAGCACCUGUUAUUUUCUCAGGCAGAGGAUUCUUCCAAUAUUCGUUUGGUCUUAUUCCGAAACGAUUGCCCGUCACCGUAGUCGUUGGCAGUCCCAUCGAGCUACCGAAAAUACCAAAGCCUACGACUGAACAAAUCGAUGAAUACCACGAAAAAUUUACGAAACAAUUAAUUGAGCUUUUCGAGUCACAAAAACAUAAUUAUAUAAAAGAUGCAGAAACGACUGCACUCGAGCUCGAUUUGUGACACCAAUCCAUCAUCACAAAUUUGUGCAAAAGAAAGAGUAAAAGAAUUAUUAUUUUCUUAAAAACGUAAGAUUUCAAAAGAAUGGUCUAUGUAUGUUUAAUACAUAUGCUUUUAACACA